UGUUUCCUUUCUCUCUCCUCUGUCACGAAAGAAAAUUAACAUGAAGCUUUGAUUUCCUCUUUGACGAUUUUUCCCGAGAAAACAAAGCUCCUGCUGUGAACUCUCUCCCCAUCUUUAGUUUCUACACGAAUUCAUUCACCGAUUUUAUGAGAGAUCCGGCAAAGCCUUGAUGUCUGAUUCCUUCAAAACGGCGGUGGAUCCGCUUCUGAGAGAUUUGGAUGGGAAGAAGGAGAGUUUCCGGAGGAACGUGGUGUCUAUGGCGGCUGAGCUAAAUCAAGUGAAAGGCCGUUUGGUUUCUCAAGAACAAUUCUUUGUUAAAGAAAGCCUUUCUAGAAAAGAAGCAGAGACAAAAGCUAAGAACAUGGAAAGGGAGCUCUGUAAAUUGCAGAAGACAUUGGAAGAUAGGAAUUGUCAGCUUGAGGCUUCAACAUCUGCUGCUACAAAGUUUCUCGAAGAAGUGGACGACCUGAGAUCGCAGCUAGCCUUAACAAAGGAAACUGCGGAAACAAGCGCUGCUUCUGCUCAAUCCGCACAGCUCCAAUGCUCAAUGCUUACAGAACAACUUGACGAUAAAACACGUGUGCUUAGAGAGCACGAAGACCGUGUGACUCAGCUCGGCCACCAGCUUGAUAACCUUCAGAGAGAUCUACGGACAAGAGAGUGUUCUCAGAAGCAGCUGAGAGACGAAGUCACGAGAAUCGAGCGUGAGAUAACCGAAGCUGUUGCAAAGUCAGGGAAAGACAGAGAAUGUGAGCUCAGGAGACUCGUGGAAGAGGUUUCUCCAAAGAACGUUGAGAGAAUGAACAAGCUGUUGGGUGUGAAAGACGAAGAGAUUGCAAAGCUAAAAGAUGAGAUAAGGUUAAUGUCAGGUCACUGGAAACUCAAGACUAAGGAACUUGAAUCUCAGUUGGAGAAACAAAGAAGAACAGAUCAAGAGUUGAGGAAGAAGGUGAUGAAACUGGAGUUUUGUCUGCAUGAAGCUCGUAGCCAGACAAGGAAGCUGCAGAGGAUGGGGGAGAAGAGAGACAAGGCGAUCAAGGAGCUAAGAGAUCAGGUUACUGGAAAACAGUUGAAUGAAUCGGGGUCUGGGGAGAAACAGAACUUUUGGGAUACUUCAGGGUUCAAGAUCGUCGUGUCAAUGUCGAUGUUGAUAUUAGUGGUUGUCUCCAAAAGAUGAGUUCUUGGUGGUGUUUAUAUGAUCUUUGAACUCUUAUCUUAUUUUUGUGUGUGUAAAUGUAUAGUUGCAGUUAGUGGUAGAUAAUGUUUAUUGAGUGAGGUACCCGAGAAACUUUACAAAUCUUUUUUUAAAGUAUGACAAUUAUAUUUCGUUACAGAGAAUGCCAUAUGAAAUA
Messenger RNA from Brassica oleracea var. oleracea, 1352 nucleotides. RefSeq names its product myosin heavy chain, cardiac muscle isoform. The transcript has 6 exons. Bases 170 to 1177 code for a protein of 335 amino acids. NCBI's taxonomy places the organism in Eukaryota, Viridiplantae, Streptophyta, Magnoliopsida, Brassicales, Brassicaceae. The record is from RefSeq and is a predicted model, not a curated record.